GCUGCUGUGGGUGCUGAGAGAGGCGGCGACGCGGCGCAUGACAACAUUAGGCCGCGACGCGCUCGGGGCCAGGCGGUGGUGGGAGCUGUAGCCCGAGUGGCUGCAGCGUUAGCUUUCGCCGCGGCAGUGGUCGCAGCCAGUAGCGGGCGGACGGAGGGAAAGUGGAGCCCGCCCUGGCCAGAGGACCGCGGGCCGCGAGUUCCCGCCCCCCUCGCGGGCUGAGCGGCAGCGCCUCCGCGGCCGCGAGCCAGCGCCCUCGGUCUGGGCUCGCGCCCUAGCUGCCUCCGGCGACAGCAGCCGAGAGAAGUUGGGGUCCGCCCGGCCGCGUGCAGGGCCCCGGAGGAAUCGGCCUGCUCCUCCCCGCCUCUCCGGGGGCUCCGCACCGGAUUUCCAUAUUUACAGGAUGGCUAAAGAUUAAUGGAAAGAGAAGCGUAAACUUACCUUCUUUCACUAUGGAUGCAGGUUUGGCUGAUGGAGAACCUGAUCAAACUUCGAUCUUGCCAUAUUCAGAAGUUGCUGAAGUUCAAGAGACACUUCUUGGUGAUAGCAAAGAUGUCCUUGGGCCAUCAACUGUGGUAGCAAACAGUGACGAAUCUCAACAUCUGACACCAGGAAAGAUGAGUCAGCGCCAAGGGAAAGAAGCUUAUCCAACACCAACCAAAGAUUUGUAUCAGCCGUCUUUUAGUCCAGCAAGUCCUCAUAGUCAGGGUUUUGACAGAGGAAAGGAAGACAUUUCUCAAAAUAAAGAUGAAUCUUCACUUUCUAUGUCAAAGAGCAAGUCUGAAUCUAAACUUUAUAAUGGCUCGGAGAAGGAUAGUUCAGCUUCAAGCAAGCUCACAAAAAAAGAAUCUCUCAAGGUGCAAAAGAAAAAUUACCGAGAAGAAAAGAAAAGAGCCACAAAGGAGUUACUCAGUACAAUCACAGAUCCUUCUGUUAUUGUUAUGGCUGAUUGGUUGAAGAUUCGUGGUACUUUAAAGAGUUGGACCAAGUUGUGGUGUGUUUUGAAACCUGGGGUGCUACUGAUUUAUAAAACCCAGAAAAAUGGUCAGUGGGUAGGAACAGUCCUUCUGAAUGCCUGUGAAAUCAUUGAGCGUCCAUCAAAAAAGGACGGCUUUUGUUUCAAACUUUUUCAUCCUUUGGAGCAGUCUAUUUGGGCAGUGAAGGGCCCCAAAGGUGAAGCAGUUGGAUCUAUAACUCAACCCUUACCUAGCAGUUACUUGAUCAUCCGAGCUACUUCAGAGUCAGAUGGAAGGUGCUGGAUGGAUGCUUUGGAGUUGGCCUUGAAAUGUUCUAGUCUUCUUAAACGUACAAUGAUCAGAGAAGGAAAGGAACAUGACCUGAGCAUUUCAUCAGAGAGCACACAUGUGACUUUGUAUGGCUUAUUACGUGCUAACAAUCUCCACAGUGGUGACAACUUUCAGUUGAAUGAUAGUGAAAUUGAACGGCAGCAUUUUAAGGACCAAGAUAUGUAUUCUGAUAAAUCUGAUAAAGAAAAUGAUCAAGAACAUGAUGAGUCUGACAAUGAGGUGAUGGGGAAAAGUGAAGAAAGUGACACAGAUACAUCCGAAAGGCAAGAUGACUCUUAUAUCGAACCAGAGCCCGUGGAGCCUUUAAAGGAGACUACCUACACUGAACAGAGCCAUGAAGAACUAGGAGAGGCAGGUGAGGCUUCUCAAACAGAAACUGUGUCUGAAGAAAACAAAAGCCUUAUCUGGACACUGUUGAAACAAGUCCGUCCUGGCAUGGACCUGUCCAGGGUGGUUCUGCCGACAUUUAUUUUGGAACCUCGUUCUUUCCUGGAUAAACUUUCAGAUUAUUACUAUCAUGCAGAUUUCAUAUCUGAGGCUGCUCUUGAAGAAAAUCCUUACUUCCGUUUGAAGAAAGUAGUGAAAUGGUAUUUGUCAGGAUUCUAUAAAAAGCCAAAGGGACUGAAGAAACCUUACAAUCCUAUACUUGGUGAGACUUUCCGUUGUUUAUGGAUUCAUCCCAGAACAAACAGCAAAACAUUUUAUAUUGCUGAACAGGUAUCCCAUCAUCCACCAAUAUCUGCCUUUUAUGUUAGUAACCGAAAGGAUGGAUUUUGCCUUAGUGGUAGUAUCCUGGCUAAGUCCAAGUUCUAUGGAAAUUCAUUAUCCGCAAUAUUAGAAGGAGAAGCACGAUUAACUUUCUUGAAUAGAGGCGAAGAUUAUGUCAUGACAAUGCCGUAUGCUCAUUGUAAAGGAAUUCUUUAUGGCACAAUGACACUGGAGCUUGGUGGAAUAGUCAAUAUUACGUGUCAAAAAACUGGAUACAGUGCAAUACUUGAAUUCAAACUGAAGCCAUUUCUAGGUAGUAGUGACUGUGUUAAUCAAAUAUCAGGGAAACUUAAAUUGGGAAAAGAAGUCCUAGCUACUUUGGAAGGCCAUUGGGACAGUGAAGUUUUUAUUAAUGACAAAAAGACUGAUAAUUCAGAGGUCUUCUGGAAUCCAACACCAGACAUUAAGCAGUGGAGAUUAAUAAGGCACACUGUAAAAUUUGAAGAGCAGGGAGAUUUUGAAUCAGAGAAUGCCAGAGAUCGGAAAACAAAAAGUGAAGAGUGGGCGUGCAGGUUAUUUGAGCUUGAUUCACUCACAGGAGAAUGGCAUUACAAGUUUGCAGAUACUAGACCGUGGGACCCACUUAAUGAUAUGAUACAGUUUGAAAAAGAUGGUGUUAUCCAGACCAAAGUGAAACAUCGCACUCCAAUGGUUAGUGUCCCAAAAAUGAAACAUAAGCCAACCAGGCAACAGAAGAAAGUGGCAAAAGGCUAUUCUUCCCCAGAACCUGAUAUCCAAGACUCAUCUGGAAGUGAAGCUCAAUCAGUAAAACCAAAUACAAGAAGAAAGAAAGGGAUAGAACUGGGAGACAUUCAAAAUUCCAUCGAAUCUAUAAAACAAACGCAGGAAGAAAUUAAAAGAAAUAUUAUGGCUCUUCGAAAUCAUUUAGUUUCAAGCACACCUGCCACAGAUUAUUUUCUGCAACAAAAAGACUACUUCAUCAUUUUCCUCCUGAUUUUGCUUCAAGUCAUAAUAAACUUCAUGUUUAAGUAGAAGUUCCUUACAGUUGAAUCAAUGAACUGGAAUGAUCAAAUUUGGCCUGGGACCAAUGUUCAAGUUGGUUUGGUCUUUGUUAAAAUGUCACAAUAUUUCUAAAACAAAAAUCUUAGAGAUAAAUGUAGAGGUGUUGACCUUUCAUACCUUUUUUCCUUAACCUGAAAUAAGAACUCUUGGUCAUUAAAGUGAGCUAUGUGUUAAGUGCCAGAACAUUUCUAGCUUUUGUGACAGUGUGUUUACAUGUGAGUAUAAUAAGUCCACAUGUAUACACAAUUGUGUCUUAUGUAUACCUGACAGUAGUCUUUGUAUUCUAUAGUGUGUUCUGAGAUAUAACAUUAACAUUCGUAACAAAAAUGCUAUCAAUCUUAUAAAAUAUAUACAUAGCAAUCUAUUUUCUUCAUACAACAGGCACAAGACUUUUAUCAAUAAGGAAUUACAGAAUGGGAAAUGAUGGCAUAAUAGACAUAUUAUAAAUAGUUCAAAACACUGUCCUGUUAGAAAUAUCAUUUCCAAAGCACCCAGCUCAAUUGUGUUCUUAGAAACAGCAAGAAAAAAGUGUAGUUGAAAUUGGUGUACUGAGAGAGACAAGGUGGCAGAUUGCUUUUUUAAAGGUUUACACACAGUUUUUUUAACCCCUAGAAUUUUAAUAUUUAUAGAGACAGGUAUAAAUCUGUGUGUGUGUUUAUCGACAUAAAAAACCGAUAUGCAGCUAUUUGGAUCUAUUGAUUAUAUCUUUCUUAUACCUAUAUAAUACCACCUUAAGCACUUGCUUAAAAAAUUGUGGUCAAAAUUGCUGUCCUUUUUUCUUAUUUUUGUUUCUUGUAACCCUGUUGGUCCAGUAGCAUAGGCCAAAUUCUAGAGUUGUUUAUAGGGUAUAUGAUAAUUCAUGUUUUUCAUUAUGAAAAACUUAUUUUAGCUUUCGUUUAGAACUUAGUGUAUUCAGUGAGUAAAUAGAAUAGAAAAAAUUAUAACCAAUAUUUUACUUCAAAAGCCAAAUAAGAGAAAGGCAGUAAGAAAAACUUUGUGUCGUAGCAUUUAUGUGUACAUUAAAAUUUAUUUCUUUAAAAUGUGCAAUAAGUUGAGCAUCUAAGAAGAGCAUCAAGUUCUGAGGUUUAAUUCUUUAUUCCUCUGUUCUCAGUAACUUCAUUCUGUGACAAACCACACUUCAAGAUUUUUUUUGUUCAGACUCAGGCACACUUUUUCCUAAUUUUUUUUCAGGUUAAUAUUUUAAUGUUUGUCAUAAAUAUUUAUAGCCCUCAGAAGCAAUUUUUGCAAAUGUAGCUAAGUUUAGGAACAUGUUGUCCUAAGAUAUGUCUUAGAAUCCUGAAAGUAUACCUUUUGGAAUGGUUAUUAAUGAAAAGUCAGAAUAAUUAUUCUGGCUACAUUUGCCUUUGACUAAGAAGAGACUGUGAGACACUAGCAAAAUUACAAUCAACUGUUUAUGCCAAGAUAUAUACAGUCAAGGAAUGAUUGCUAAAUUACAAAAAUUGAAAGUGAUAAAGAGCCUGCUUUUUUUCUCCCUUACCAAUUUAGCUAUCUUAAUAGUCUUCGGUUUUAAGAAGAGCCAUAUAGUUUGGGCAAAAUAAUGCUGUAUUCCAUAUGUACAUGUGAAAGCACUUUUUUUAAUUGACUGAAAUAUAAAUAAGAUGUACCUAUACCUGGUAUAAGUAUAGAUAUGUCUACACUAGAACAGGUGAGAUUUGUUUGUAUUUCAUACUUGUGUCGUUUUUGUCCUCACUCUCUGUUACCAAUGUCAUGCUCAACUGCCUAUUGAUUGAUAUAUGAUAUUUUGUAAAUAUUGUACAAUUUGAUCCUUUUUAUGGUUUCAAUUAGUAUUUAUAUAUAAGUUGAUUGGCUGAUCACAAAAAUAAUUUCAUCAUUAAACCCUGAAAACUUAAAAUUUUUUGCUGAUAACCCCCUUUUGGGGUUUUAGUCCUACCCACUUGUGUGUUCUUUUCAUUUGGUCGAAAUAGUGUUUUAUUUGUAUAGGUAUCUUCUAAGACUGGGAAGGUAGUUAUGUUCUUUAUGUUUUUCUUUUUAGAGCAGAUGUUUUGGGUUCUUAUUACUCAAGGAGUCAAAAACUUUCAUGAAAAAGAGCAGGGUUACUCAUGACUGUUUCUUAUACACUGAAAGCAUACAUCUAAUCUAAUAGUCUUCUUAUGCUUUUAGUUGUAUGAGUUCCUUUCUGUGAACUGAACACAAAACUCAGGAAUUGGUGGCUUAGUUUUUAGAUCAGUGGUUAUACUAGGCUUAGUAUGUGAAUCCUUUAAGACACGUAAUUAACUUUGUAUGUAGCCAUAUAUGUAAUUGACUUUGAAUGUUCCCUACCUGAGAUUAAUACUCCUUCAAACAUGGAUUCAUAAAAAUUGUGAUUUACAGUUCCCAGUUGUUUGAGAGCCUCAUGAUGGUUUCCAGGAUUUAAGAUCUUAUGACCACUUUUUUUUUCAUUUGAUCAAAAAUUUUAUUUUUUCACAUGAAAAUUUACAUGAGUAAUAAUUAUCGACAUGUGCAUUUGUUUUAGUUAUGCAAUGUACUAUGCCUUCAAUUAUCCACCAUUUAAUGAGGUGUAGCUGGCCCAGGAACAGAUAAUAAAUAGGGCAUGUGAAAUAAGUAAGUUUCAGCAAUAGCUAUUUCACUUGUAUUUCAUGUCAGUACUUUUUUGCAUCACUUUUAUAAAGGUACAGUGUAAUCUUUGUCACCAUUCCAUUGAAAAAGUUGGCCUUGUAAAAUACAACACUCAUUUAGUAUUCACGCUUUUGUGCCUUUAAUAAACUACUUUUUGUUAUUUUUGUGUUACAGAACUACAAUAUGAUUCUAAGUGUUUAUAGGCUUAACUGCCAUAAAGGGUCAUUUCUCUGUGUCAUUUUAUUUCCUUUUAUAUAGCUAUAGUAUAUUUAAACAGUAAUGCUGUACUUUUAUAAGGGUUUGUCUAUUUAACUAUUUCAAGUAUAUUCUUCACUCUCAGACAUCAUUGAAGUAGAUUUGUCAGAUUAUUCUGAGUAUUGUAAACAGUGCCUUUUUGAUGGAAUUCACACUGUUUUGGGUGUCAACUUGUGCCAUACUACACAUAAAAUUCUGUGGAAGGCAGUUUUAACUUUUUGAAGAAUAUCUUAGUCAACUAUUUAAGAAAACAAAAUUCCAUUUUUUCCGGUGUUUAGCAUUUCUAACGAGCAAUGAAUAUAUUUUUGAGUUUUUUUUUUUUUUGGUUGAUAUACGGUGAUGACGGCAAAAUUGAUGAGCCAUACCUGAUGCUGUAGAUGAUUUUGAAUUAUGUUAAAUGUACAGAAAUAAAAUACUAAUAUUAGCAUUUAUACCAAAUUUUCCAAUUUGAACCAGUAAGGGGUAACACCACACAAAUCACUGAGUUUACAUUUCAGCUUCUAUUUCAUGUGACUACAUGGAUAAAGAAAUUCUUUAAAAUGUAUAACCUGCCACUAUUGUGUCAUUUGACUUUAUGUAAUUUGACUUGAUUUUGUUUACGUAUAGUGUGUGAAUUUAGUAUAUUUAAGUUACUUUUUGUUAAUCUUUAAUAUACUGUUUGUUUGGUUACAGUUUUUAAUUGAAGAUGGACUGUUAAAAUCGUAUAGGACCAGUGUCUCCUUAAUAUGAUUAACAUAUUUAGAAGAGCCACAAGAAACCCAUGACAAAAUGAAUGUGAACAUACUUUCUAAAAUGUUUAGAAAAUUUUAUCUUUUUGCAUUUAUCAUGUAAAAUUAUUUAGUAUUACAAUAUUGAUGUUUAUUUAAAGAAAAAUGCCAUGAAACAUUUGAAUUGAUGAGCCACAGAAUUACUUCAGUUGAAAAUUUUUUCACUUUUUAGCAUGCUAAAUAUACAUUUAAGUUAAAUAUCCUGUUUAAUAGCCAUUUAUAAAUUCAGACACUACCACUGGUCAGUUUUGUAUAAUAGAGUAAAAAGUGUGUUAUCUGCAGUGUAAGUACAGCACACUGUCACAUCCUUUCCCUAAGGUGCAUAGUAGAUGUACAGAUAGUCAUAGGCAACUGUUUUGUAAUGUAUUACAUUUCUAAUCUAUUAUUCCUAACCUAUUAUAAAUGUUUGCAGAGACAAAAGAAUUGAAUUUUUCUAAUCUGUAAAAUUAUGCUAACUUCUACAGGUAGGCAUUCUGAAUAAAAUUCUAAAAAGAGUAAA
Herpailurus yagouaroundi (jaguarundi) is the source of this 7217-nucleotide messenger RNA. It is a transcript of the gene OSBPL8, whose product is annotated as oxysterol binding protein like 8. The record is from RefSeq and is a predicted model, not a curated record. The transcript is spliced from 25 exons. Gene Ontology annotation, cellular component: cytosol; cortical endoplasmic reticulum; membrane. NCBI's taxonomy places the organism in Eukaryota, Metazoa, Chordata, Mammalia, Carnivora, Felidae. Bases 453 to 3068 code for a protein of 871 amino acids. Gene Ontology annotation, molecular function: cholesterol binding.